Molecule: messenger RNA, 2401 nt
Organism: Cuscuta europaea
Lineage: Eukaryota; Viridiplantae; Streptophyta; Magnoliopsida; Solanales; Convolvulaceae
Source: the annotation of a GenBank genome assembly
AAACACGGAAGCUCUUUCCAUACUUAGCUCACACUACCAAACAAACCUACUGCUAUUACCCCAGCAUUUACAUAGAAAUUUAUGUCGUAUACGCAUUACCAUUUACAAUAAGUAUCAAGAAUCCCAUUCCCAUACCAAGGAAAAGAAGAAGCUGUUGAGGUUAUUUCUCCCCAAGGCAUCAAGAAUUCGAACGGCCAGUGUAGCAGAAAAGGAAGCCCUAGUACGAAGAAUAGGGAGGGUAGUGAAGGCCAGCCGCUCAUUUUCUUUGCAAAAGGUAAUAGGUAAGCAAGAAAAUGAGGAGGAGUAUAAGCCCAAUAGUGAGGAGGGAGUUGCAGAAUCUCGAAAAAGAUGCUGACAGCAGGAAGUCAGCUAUGAAAAUGAGGAGUAUAAGCCCAAUAGUGAGGAGGGAGUUGGAGAAUCUUGAAAAAGAUGCUGACAGCAGGAAGUCAGCUAUGAAAACGCUAAAGUCAUACGUGAAAGAACUUGAUUCAAAAGCCAUCCCACUCUUCCUAGCUCAGGUUUCUGAGACCAACAAGGAGGGUGGCAGAAAAUGUGCAUCCUCCGCGGGCGAGCAUGCCAUCUCACUCUAUGAAGUCCUAGCCCGUUUCCACGGCCCAAAAAUUGUCCCUCAAAUCGGAAACAUCAUGUCGACCAUCAUCAAGAGCUUGGCUUCAAGCGCUGGCUCAUUCCCCCUCCACCAAGCAUGCUCGAAAGUGGUCCCUGCAAUUGCGAGGUACGCGAUGGACCCAACAACGCCCGAUGAGAAGAAACGUUACAUUAUCAACUCACUGGCGAAGCCACUUUCCGAUUGCCUUUUGGGAAGUCACGAGUAUCUCUCCUCUGGGGCUGCCCUAUGCCUCAAGGCUCUUGUGGAGUCUGAUAAUUGGAGGUUCGCCUCAAGUGAGAUAGUGAAUGAGGUGUGUCAAUGUGUGGCUGGAGCAUUGGAUAAGCAUGGGCAGACCAAUUCACAUAUGGCUUUGGUGACAUCUUUGGCUAAGCACAACAGUUUGACGGUUGAGGCUUAUGCGAGGAUUUUGAUUCGAUCCGGACUGAACAUAUUGAAGUUCAUGAAUGGGGAAGGGAACUCUCAGAGACGUUUGUCGGCUGUUCAUAUGAUCAACUCUUUGAUGAGGCAUCUUGAUCCAAGAAGCAUAUUGUCUGAGGUUAGAAUGGUAAUUGAGGAGAUGGAAAUGUGCCAAUCUGAAGACAAGAUGCUGUAUGUGAGAGGGGCUGCAUUUGAGGCACUUCAAACGGCUAAAAGAAUAAUACACAUCGAAAAAGGCUCAUCAAGGACUGAGAAUGAUGUUGAUUCAGUUACUGGCUCCAAUUUUGAUAUCCAAGGGUAUACAAAGAGGAAGAUCAUGUUUGGUUCGGGUAGCAAUUCACCUGAUUCUCCCGAAUCACAGACUAUUGAUUCCUUUCUCGGGUUUAAUUCCUCCGGGGAUUUGAGCGAUGGUCGGAGGAGCGUGAAUAGGAAACUGUGGAGAAGGCGUGAAGAUGGAGGGGUGGAUGUGUCUCUUAAAGAUGGGAUCUUUUCUGAAGCUACUACAGGUUAUAGUGAUAUACAUAACUCUGAGAGUGACAUGUUUUCUAUCAACGGUGGAGAUUAUAGGGAUGGGUUUGAAGGCUUUUUCCCCGGAAUUGGACGACAUAGAUCUGUGAGGAGUGCUACUCCAAGCCCUCAGAGGUCACGAUCUUAUAUAACUCCACACAAUGUAGCCAUCUUCACAACUCCAAGAAAGCUCAUACAGUCACUUCAAGAUGCACAAUACAGUAGCAGUCAGGUUUCACCCGAAAAGCAAAGCAGGAGGCAUAAGAGCCUUUCCGCAUGCGAGUUCGAGUGGAGUCCAGCCGAGUACAUAGAAAGCUGCCAACUUGAUGUCAUCAAGGCUGAAAACAAUAAUGAGGAUGAGAGGUUAAUAUCUCUUUUCAACAAAGAUCAACAAAACUCAGAAUCAGUAUCUUCUUCGGCAGAAGAUGUCUCUCCUAAACCAGAAUAUGAAAGCUUCACAAAAGUUGAUGAUGGCCAAGAAGGGAAAGAAAAACCAAAAGUGGACUUUUUUGUCCCAAAACCCCACCAGCAUUUUGUGAGGGCAAUGAUUUGCAGCCUAUUGAUUGUUGUAAUGGCUGUUUUUAUGUUGUUGUGGAACAACGGACAAGACCAAGGAUACAAUCUUGUUCCUACCUAAGUUAUGCAUUAGGCAUCUUCAAGAUGCUUAGGAUUUGAUUGGUAUGAGGUAGCAGUAGUUGUUAUUGUACCUAAGUGGUGCACUGAUCUUUAUUUUUGUUAUUUUGAGCAAUUAUUUCUACUUGGGUAGAAUUGAAUAUGUACCUGACAAUUUUAAUGAUAUUUGAAGAAUGUAUGAUUAUCUCGAUCUAUUUACUCUUCAGAUUCAUAUCA